AUUCCAGUUAUACGCUUCAUGUCCUUUUCAAGCUUCUUUUUAAACGUAGUGUAAAACUUGCUUCUAUCAGCUUGUACAAUUGACAUUGCUUUCUUUUCGUUCCAAUGUGUUCUUUUCUUAUGAAAAUGCAGCAACGAGUAGAAAUUCUCUUCCAGAAAAAAAAACUUACAAAAAGAUGCACUUGUGUCGUAUGUACAGGUACUUCAAAUAUGUGUCUCUUGUGUGCGACAACGAAAAGAAGAUUACUAGUUGGUGUCAUGGAAAAAGAUUUAUGGUGGUAAGUGUUUCCAAAAUCAAUAUUAACCCCUUCAAGUGUUUACAUCCUCUAUUCGUAAGGAACACCCUCUCUUGAAUCCAAAAACUUAUAUUGUACUACCUUUUUAUCCAGAUUUGCAUAUUACAUAUAAGAAAUUAUAUUUCUCCUUAUUACUAAUCCCUUUUCUCUCGUUUUAGAAUCAAUAAUAAACUGAUGUGUAAAUCUUCUUCGGCUGUCCCAAGUGUCAAAGCUGCAAAUAAAACAAUCGCCUUUUCCACGGUCGUGCUAGAAGGCUAUUUGUUCAAGCAAAAACAUGGAAAAUGCAAAGCAUGGAUCAAGCGCUACUUUAGAUUGUACAAUGAUGAGCUACGAUAUUAUAAGACCAAAAAUGACAGGAACACGCUAGCUGUCAUAUCACUUGUACAUUACAGCUUAAAGCCUGAUGCACGACCAAUAGCAGCUCUACACCAAAAACAAUGGAAAGCAAAUACUUUUGCCCUCAUAUCAGAUGAUAAACAAAAAUUUGACUGGCCAGACUAUUACCUACAAGCAUCAGAUGUAAAUGAACGGCAAACGUGGAUAGCCUGCUUGCAAGAGAAUAUGUCAAAGCAGUCUUGCAGUGUUUUGGAUAAAUGGCUUAGUAGACUACAUCUUCCUCCUGCUGUAACGAGAAAUAAUAAGAAACCAGAACUUGGCUCGUUAUCCCAUCCCUCUUUCGUUAUUGAAAGAAUUGUCCCUCUCAAAUCAAGUACAUCCACUCCAGCAUUGCCUCCUUAUCCGCCACUCAGUGCAAAUUCGUCCACGUUCUUUAACGAUGAUAAAGAUGACAUUCCCUCUUUGUACGAAAAUUCUUCUGAGAAAUCAUUUUACAGCAAUGAUAAACACCAACGUUGCAUAAGGUUUCACAGGUCAACAGAAACACUUAAUACAUACCUAACCCAGACUACAGCAGCAACAACAUCUGCUGCUGACGCUGCUGAUGCUUCUUCUUCAUCUUUGUUGGGUUUCAGCAAAUUCAAGAGACGCCCUUCUGAUUCUUUGAUUAAAUCACGCAGCAUUGAUUUAACAGACAGUGGACGCGAAGGGCUGACAUUAAGAUUAUUUAAUUGGAAUAACUAUAGUAGCAAUCGACUUAUAUACAAGUCUUAUUCUUCAAGCAUGGCUGCUGGCUCGUCUUUAUCAGAUUCUAUGCAUGCAAUUGAUCAAUUCUCGUCUUCUUGCCAUGUUAUUGUCGAAACAUUAGAGAUGGCUCAACGUCCUGAUGAACUGGAUGGAGAAUCUAUUAGGCACACUUUUAAUACAAUGUGUUAAACCUGAGAUAACCUCCCAAUAAAAAAAGUGUCAAAUAGA
This is a messenger RNA of Mycotypha africana, 1606 nucleotides long. RefSeq lists its product as uncharacterized. The coding region runs from base 470 to 1567 and encodes 365 amino acids. The transcript has 3 exons. The record is from RefSeq and is a predicted model, not a curated record. Lineage: Eukaryota; Fungi; Mucoromycota; Mucoromycetes; Mucorales; Mycotyphaceae.